AUGGCAGGUGAUAAACUGAUCAAGAACGAGGAGACAGGGAAGCUUCUAGGGUUCAAGAAGAUUCUCAAGUUCUGCCUAAAGAAGACGAAGACGAGAGGCAGAGAGUACAAGAGAAGCUGGGUUAUGGAAGAGUAUAGACUUGCGAGUAAAUGGAACCCUAAGCAAGAUCACGUGAUCUGCAAGAUUCGGCUUUUGUUCCAAGCCGAAAUAGGUUUCUUGCUAUCCAAGCAUUUCUCGUAUUCAUCUGGUCCGCUUCCCGCAACACGAUCGUUGCCAUGUUAUGGAUACCGUUUACGUAAUGGAGGAGAGGUGGGUGCAUACCUGCAGAACUUGAUCGGUUACGGAAACGAAUGGCCUAGCUACGUGUUGGGAAAAUUAGCGGAUAAUAUUUUCUUCGAGAGGUUAAGAUGGAAUGUAGACGGUUUAUGUUCGAGAUAA
Messenger RNA from Brassica rapa (field mustard), 438 nucleotides. RefSeq lists its product as uncharacterized. Gene Ontology annotation, molecular function: DNA binding. The record is from RefSeq and is a predicted model, not a curated record. NCBI's taxonomy places the organism in Eukaryota, Viridiplantae, Streptophyta, Magnoliopsida, Brassicales, Brassicaceae. Gene Ontology annotation, biological process: regulation of DNA-templated transcription.